Cryptococcus wingfieldii CBS 7118 is the source of this 1002-nucleotide messenger RNA. RefSeq names its product carnitine/acyl carnitine carrier. The record is from RefSeq and is a predicted model, not a curated record. Gene Ontology annotation, molecular function: transmembrane transporter activity. The transcript has 11 exons. Bases 1 to 1002 code for a protein of 333 amino acids. Lineage: Eukaryota; Fungi; Basidiomycota; Tremellomycetes; Tremellales; Cryptococcaceae. Gene Ontology annotation, biological process: transport.
AUGGUCAACGACCAGAUAAAUAACGGAAACAACAAUGGCAAAGGAAAGGGCAGUGGCGAGACCUCCCCGGCUGUAGACUUUGGUGCCGGUGUUGUUGCAGGCGUUGCUGGGCUCGUCGUAGGACAGCCUUUUGACCUAGUCAAGUCUCGGUUCCAAUCCCCCAGCUUCAGCGGACAGUACACGUCUACGUUUGGUGCUCUGAGUGCUAUAUUGAAAGAAGAAAAGUUUAGAGGGCUGUUCAAAGGAGUCAUGUCGCCUAUGACUGAUAUCUUCCAGAUCAACGGCGUGGUGUUCACAUCAUACUCCUUCUUUAUGAAGCUCCAACUGCCUCCGGGAUCACAGCAAGAUCCCAGUCUGGGUCAAAUAUAUCUGGCGGGUACGGGUAGUGGUGUAGUCGCAUCGUUGCUCACAUGCCCCACCGAAUUGAUCAAGAUCCGUCAACAAUCUGCACCCCCAAGCCUCAAGUUGACGACAAUAGGCGUGCUUAAGAGCAUCGUCAGACAAGAUGGGAUACGAGGCAUAUUUCGUGGGCUGUCGGCGACGGCGUUGAGAGAUACAGCAUACGGCCCAUACUUUUUCACGUACGAAGCGACACUACGCUUAUUCAGAUGGAUGAAACGCCCUCCUCUGCCGCCGGCUCACCAUGGCCCGACGCAUGAAGGUUACACUUUGAUUGACGAAGCGGAGAUGGAACUGAAGAGUGGUUUGGGAUGGCCAGAACUGAUGGCUGCAGGAGGUGUUGCCGGUGUCCUUGCUUGGCUUGUCACCUUUCCAGUGGACGUCUUCAAGACACGCAUGCAAGGUUUCACAUGGCCAAAUGUCCUCGACCCGAGUCAGCCCAGACCCAGCCCACCGAGCUUUAGGCAUGUCGCUAGGGACGCGUUGAGGAAAGAAGGAUGGAGGGUCAUGUUUGCCGGCCUUGGACCUACAUUGAUCAGAGCCGUACCAACAAACAUGGUGAUCUUUUUGACGUUUGAGGGAUGCGUGUCUGCGCUUUCGUAG